Molecule: messenger RNA, 1218 nt
Organism: Cercopithifilaria johnstoni
Lineage: Eukaryota; Metazoa; Nematoda; Chromadorea; Rhabditida; Onchocercidae
Source: the annotation of a GenBank genome assembly
AUGAUUGCAAACAAUUCUUCAACCUGUAAUUUGUUAUUAAAUUUAUUCCGUCUUCAUCGUUCUACUUCUGCAAAUUUCAGUUUCGGCUUUACGGAUAGCCAGCAGCAAUUAAAUGAAGCUGCACGUAAAUUUGUGGCUGAUGAAGUGAUACCAGUAGAAGCUAAUUACGACAAGAGCGGUGAAUUUCCAUGGGAUGUGCUUAAAAGAGCUCAUGCUAAUGGAUUCAUGAAUACAACCAUCCCUAGAAAUUACGGUGGCUUGGAAUUAGAUAUGGUCACAAAUACUCUAAUUCAUGAAAGAUUCGGAUAUGGUUGCACAGGUAUAAGCACAGCGAUGUUGACGAAUAUCCUCGCUGAAACGCCGUUGAUUUUAGCAGCUAGCAGUGAAAUUAAAAAAAAGUAUCUAGGACGAAUGAUCGAUGAGCCUUUAAUGGCUUCGUAUGCAGUCACAGAAUCAUGCGCCGGUUCAGAUGUCGCGGGUAUACGGACUUGUUGUAAGAAGAAAGGUAGUGAUUAUAUCAUUAAUGGAUCCAAGAUGUGGAUUACCAAUGGUGGAGUUGCGAAUUGGUUUUUCAUACUUACACGAAGUAAUAAAGAUCCGAAAACACCUUCUAAUAAGGCCUUUACGGCAUUUGAAAUAAACAUGGGACAGCGCGCAUCAGAUACACGUGCAAUAACAUUUCAAGAUGUUCAAGUGCCAAAGUCACAAAUGAUUGGUAGUCCUGGCGAGGGUUUUAAGAUUGCUAUGAUGACUUUUGAUACUACUAGACCACUGGUGGCGGCAAUAGCAACCGGAUUAUCGGCUCGCUGUCUGGAUGAAGCUAGCAAGUAUGCAUUGGAAAGAAAAACAUUCGGUGCUCGAAUAGCUAUCAAUCAGGGCAUAUCAUUUAUGUUGGCUGAUAUGGCUAUAAAUUUGGAGCUUUCACGGCUGAUGACUUAUCGAAGUGCAUGGGAAGUGACGCAAAAGUCAACUGCUUCAUACUAUUCUUCCAUUGCUAAAUGUUUUGCUGCAGAUACUGCCAAUAUUGCCGCAUCAAACGCCGUUCAGAUUUUUGGUGGGAACGGAUUCAAUACGGAAUAUCCAGUGGAGAAGUUAAUGCGUGAUGCAAAAAUACUGCAAAUUUAUGAAGGCACCAAUCAGAUCCAAAGGAUUAUUAUCGCUCGGGAAUUAACUGCACGAAUUCGAAAAACAGGAACCACGACUAUGCUUUCACGAUAG